Messenger RNA from Aspergillus candidus, 2205 nucleotides. RefSeq names its product putative cell cycle checkpoint protein Rad17. Lineage: Eukaryota; Fungi; Ascomycota; Eurotiomycetes; Eurotiales; Aspergillaceae. The coding region runs from base 1 to 2205 and encodes 734 amino acids. The record is from RefSeq and is a predicted model, not a curated record. Gene Ontology annotation, biological process: mitotic DNA replication checkpoint signaling; DNA damage checkpoint signaling; DNA repair. The transcript has 2 exons. Gene Ontology annotation, molecular function: chromatin binding.
AUGAUUGAAGAUGAUUAUGACUCCUUUGACGAACUAUUUACGCAACAUUUCUUGGAUGAUCCUGUCACGAUUCAAAAGCCUUCGGAGGUUCAAACAAGGUCUCAAGUUCCACAUCGGCCGGCCUCUUCCAAACAAAAACAAAAAAAUCCUCCUAACUCAACAAAACGAUUCCUUAUCACACCGGACUCUAUUUCUCGAACACCAGAUACGUGCACAAGUUCCUUGGAAAGUGAGCGAUUACCAUGGGCGCAGCAGUACCCACCUCUCAGCCUAGAUGAGUUGGCAGUUCAUAGUAAGAAGGUAUCGGCUGUACAAAAUUGGCUAUAUAGCGCUUUCGCUGGGAAUAACAACAAUAGGCUCCUUGUUCUUCGAGGCCCAGCAGGAAGCGGCAAAACAACCACUGUGUCUUUGUUGUCCGAUAAGUUGGAAUUUGAGAUCGUCGAGUGGAAGAACCCCCCAGCUUCCGAGUUUUCCAAAAAUGGAUACGUAUCUUUUGCUACUCAGUUCGAUGAAUUCCUCCAACGAGGUAAUCAGUACCAAGAACUCGAUUUGGAUGGAGCUAGGCCUUCAAAUUGGCAUCAAAAUGACUCUAACUCCCGCCACGAUGCUUUGACGCCGACAAAUCCCGUCAGAAAACGGGAUACACAACGUGUAAUUCUUAUUGAAGAAUUUCCAACAACCUUCUUCCGAGAAGUUUCUAGUUUGACUGCUUUCAGGCGGGCUCUGCAGCAAUACCUUGCCAUGCCGGUAUCACUAGUUCCAAGUGGUAAUAACAGCGCAUCGUCUCUUCCUCCCAUAAUUAUCGUUGUUUCUGAAAACGACCUCAACUCCGGAUAUUCAGUCGCAGAAAACUUAACCGCCCAUCGAUUACUUGGACCACAAAUCCUUAACCAUUUUAGUACAAAUGUCCUUGAUUUCAACAAGGUUGCCCCAACUUUCAUGAACAAGGCUUUGCAAUUGGUUCUCGAAAAAGAGGCCCGCUGUUCAAAGCGGGAGAAAAUGCCGGGACCUGCUGUCCUUCAGGAUAUUUCUAAAACGGGAGAUAUUCGGAGUGCGAUUGCCUCCCUAGAGUUUCUCUGCCUCAAAUGCAGCAAUGGGAUGCAUUGGACAAGGCCUGCGACUAAGAAGAAAACGCGAACCCCAAAAGACAUAUCUCUAACCUCUUCAGAAAGGGACAUCUUAGCACUAAUAUCUCAGAGAGAAACAAGUUUAGGCAUCUUCCACGCAGUCGGGAAAGUUGUGUAUAAUAAACGGGAAGAUCCAAGCCUUACAGACAGUCCCAAACUGCCCACCCCCCCGGCCUACAUGCUUCAUCACGAUAGGCCAAAGAUCUCCCAGGUAUCUGUCAACGAUCUUAUAGAAGAGGCAGGGACGGAUGCCCAAACAUUCAUCAGUACCCUGCAUGAAAAUUAUGUUUUAUCUUGCAACGGUCCAUCGUUCACGGGCUACCUUGACGGGUGCAUGGAGGCGUUGUCGGACAGCGAUCUGUUGUCGGUCGGUCGUAGAGGCUCUCGAAAACCUCAUGUUUCUAAUUUCGCUGGCACGAAUGCAAACGUGGGGGUCGAUGCCCUACGACAGAAUGAGAUCAGCUAUCAGGUUGCCGCACGGGGUAUACUGUUCGCCCUACCAUACCCAGUCAAACGGCAGUUAUCAACUAGGGUUGGUACAGUGAAAAGAGAUCCUCAUAGGAUGUUUUUUUCGCCUGCAUUGCGGUGUGCGCGCUCUGCUGAGGAAACUCAAGGCUUCGUAGACAUGUGGGCAAACAAAUUACUCAACGGAUCCGCUGAACCAACUCGAAGCCGUGGUCUCAGCAAAAGAUUUGCGUCGGAUAAGGCUCAACCGGACCGGGAAUCCACGGUGUGCAACCGCGGUGAUCUGCAACAUUUUGCUACCACCAUGAUCGCUCGUAACGAAUUGUUGCUCGACCAGCUGCCAUAUAUGGCUGGAAUUUGUUCCGACGAGACAGAACAGAGAGAUCUGAAGGAAUUGACCAGUUUUAGCGAAAGGGAACCCCGAGGGCAUGCCUUAUCUGGGGUCUCUCACGGCGAUAGCAAUGCUCCGCCGGAAGAAUCACUCAGCUACGGCGCCUCGCGGCCUUUAAAAGCAGCAUAUUCUAACCACCAAAAUAAUCGCAAAAGUUGCAACCCUGAGACGCUUGGGGAUGAUAACCUCAUCCUGAGUGAUGAUGAUAUUGUGGAUGAUUGA